Molecule: messenger RNA, 899 nt
Organism: Ilyonectria robusta
Lineage: Eukaryota; Fungi; Ascomycota; Sordariomycetes; Hypocreales; Nectriaceae
Exons: 2
Coding region: 292-810 (172 amino acids)
Source: RefSeq, a predicted model, not a curated record
GCAUGAUAUGGAUUAAUAAUGAAUGAUGCCGACACUUCAAUGCCUUGUGCGGAGCGGAGAUACGUGGCGUCUGGUGGGCGGAAUUCCGACGCAACCGGGGUUGGCUAGGCUACAUGAUCCUUCGACGAUAAUGGCGGACUUUGGUUUUGUGGCUGAGGAGUAAGACGCGGGGCCGUCGCUCCAUCCUUAUAAGCCGCCGGAAGUCGGCGAUUCUAGACCUUUGAGCUUCAUCCAUAAUUGUCCCUCGCCAAGUCAGCAUAGUACCGCAAAACCCAAGUCCAAAUCGCCACCAUGUCGUCGCUCUAUCAGCAAUUCGUCCCGGUGCUCAUCAAGUACCUCAAGAACCUCGGGCUUAUCCUUGAGAAGGCCGAGAAGUUCUGUGAGGAGAAGGGGAUCAAGCCCGAGGACAUGAUUACGUAUCGGCUCAUCGCUGACAUGCAAGGCCUGGCGUACCAAGUUCGGUCGUGCUCAAACACGUCCAAGUUCUCGGUGCAUCGCCUCGGUGCACCCGACAUCCCCGUCUUUGAGGACAAUGAAGAGACGUUCGAGGAGCUUCAGUCUCGCAUAAAGCGCACCGUUGAGAUGCUGGAGAAGGUCGACCCAGAACUCAUCAAUAGCAAGUUGAAUGAGGAAUUCAUCAUGGAGACCAAGAUGGGCAACUUUCGGUUCCAGUCGGGACAGCAAUACAUCUCCGAGUACAUCAUUCCCAACUUCCAUUUCCAUUUGAGUUCGGCGUACUGCAUUUUGCGGACGCAGGGAGUGCCGAUUGGGGCAUUGGAUUACCUCAACGAUGUCUUUGUCAAGGUCUAGGCUGGACGGUCCGCGAUGGAAUAAUGGGGCCGAUGUGGUUGAAUGGAGAUGAGGGUAUGCGGAACUGGAGGAUAUUCUUUAAAAGGGGC